Molecule: messenger RNA, 1842 nt
Organism: Elephantulus edwardii (Cape elephant shrew)
Lineage: Eukaryota; Metazoa; Chordata; Mammalia; Macroscelidea; Macroscelididae
Gene: DDX59
Product: DEAD (Asp-Glu-Ala-Asp) box polypeptide 59
Exons: 7
Coding region: 1-1842 (613 amino acids)
Molecular function (GO): RNA helicase activity; ATP binding; nucleic acid binding
Source: RefSeq, a predicted model, not a curated record
AUGUUUGUUCCAAGAUCUCUCAAAAUCAAGAGGAGUGCUGAUGAGGACAGCAAAGAGUGUGUGACUAAGAAAACAAAAUCACAGUCAGGAGACCCUGAGCUGGGCGAAGGCAGAGAGAUUCCAGUUGAUACUUUGGCUACAGAUGAAGCUGCAACACCCCACGAGUCCAGCCUGGAGCCAGGCCUUUUCCCUGCCCCAACUGAUGAAUUGUGUGAGCAGGCCGCAAAGGAUGGUGAUCUCUUCGAGGAGCCAGUGAAGUCAUUUUCCAAAGCCCAACGCUGGGCAGAGCCUGGCGAGCCUGUCUGUAUUGUCUGUGGUCGUUAUGGAGAGUAUAUCUGUGAUAAGACAGAUGAAGAUGUGUGUAGCUUGGAGUGUAAAGCGAGACAUCUUCUACAGGUGAAGGAAAAGGAAGACCAAGGAGAGCUCAGCAGCCUCCAAAAAGCUGAUUCUGAGCCAGAAUCUUCCCUUGGUGCUUUUUAUGACUACAGAGAGCACCCCUUUAUUUUGAACCUUCAGGAGGACCAGAUUGAACAUCUUAAACAGCAGCUAGGAAUUGUAGUUCAAGGCCAGGAAGUCCCAAGGCCCAUUAUUGAGUUUGAACAUUGCCGUUUCCCUGAGGCUUUGAACCGUAACUUGAAGCAGUCAGGCUAUGAAGUUCCAACCCCCAUCCAAAUGCAGAUGAUUCCUGUUGGACUUCUGGGAAGGGACAUUCUGGCCAGUGCCGAUACUGGCUCAGGAAAAACGGCUGCCUUUCUUCUUCCUGUUAUCAUUCGAGCUUUAUUUGCGGAAAAAACUCCUGUUGCACUUAUUCUGACACCAACAAGAGAGCUCGCCAUUCAGAUAGAGAAGCAAGCAAAAGAGCUGAUGAGUGGCCUGCCUCGCAUGAAGACAGUGCUGCUCGUAGGGGGCUUGCCCUUACCCCCUCAGCUGUAUCGGUUGCGACAACAUGUUAAGGUUAUCAUAGCAACCCCUGGGCGACUUCUGGAUAUAAUAAAACAGAGCUCUGUAGAACUCUGCAAUAUAAACAUUGUAGUAGUAGAUGAAGCUGAUACCAUGUUAAAGAUGGGCUUUCAACAACAGGUGCUUGACAUUCUGGAAAACAUUCCUGAUGACUGUCAGACCAUUUUGGUUUCAGCCACAAUUCCAGCUAGCAUGGAGCAACUAGCAAGUCAGCUUCUGCAUAAUACUGUGAGAAUUACCACAGGGGAAGAGAACCUGCCGUGUCCCAAUGUACGCCAGAUUAUUUUAUGGGUAGAAGAGCCAUCCAAAAAGAAAAAACUGUUUGAGAUCUUAAAUGAUAAGAAACUCUUUAAGCCUCCAGUGUUGGUAUUUGUGGACUGCAGGUUGGGAGCUGAUCUGCUGAGUGAGGCAGUUCAGAAAGUCACAGGCCUACAGAGUAUAUCGAUGCAUUCAGAGAAGCCACAGAUAGAGAGGAAGAACAUAUUGAAGGGAUUGCUUGAAGGAGACUAUGAUGUGGUAGUAAGCACAGGAGUCCUGGGACGAGGCCUGGAUUUGAUCAAUGUCAAGCUAGUUGUCAACUUCGACAUGCCUUCUAGUAUGGAUGAGUAUGUGCAUCAGAUUGGAAGAGUGGGAAGAUUGGGGCAGAGAGGAACAGCACUUACUUUCAUCAAUAACAACUCAAAAAGGCUUUUCUGGGAUAUUGCAAAAAGGGUAAAGCCCACAGGAAGCAUUCUUCCCCCACAGCUACUGAAUUCUCCUUACCUUCAUGACCAGAAGAGAAAGGAACAGCAGAAAGCUAAACAGACACAGAACAGUCUGGUUACAGGAGCUAAUCUUAUGGACAUUAUUAGAAAACAUGAUAAAAGUAACUCACAGAAAUGA